AUGAGAAGAGAUCUUAGUACUUAAUAAAGUUAGUAAACUGUUGAAAACAUUCCAUCGUUAGGAACUACGUAAUGAAAUUUACAUAUUUAGAUUUCGGUUUGAGCAGGCUAAUUAAAUUAUUAGCUCUGUAUUGCUGUCCAAUUCUAUUUAUGCAAUAACAGUCUUACUAUUCAGUUUUCAAUUGAGUUUUGAUGGCAAUAUGCUAUCUGUUAUUUAUUGUAUCGAUUCAAAAUUGUUGUUACAAUUGAUACAUUAGUUGUAUUUUUAUCGAAUAUUUCUACAUUUUAACAUGUAUGACAGUCUUUAUUAAUAAAUUAGAACAGAUAAACAUACUUUACUAAGAUUAAUAUCAACAUUAGUUGAAGGUUCUUAUUUACUUGUACUUAAUUUAUAUUAGAUAUCUGGAACAAGAGAUUUACUAUUACUUUCAAACAUCUUUCCAUUAUUAAAUAUAUUUCUUUCUGUGAUUUUAAAAUUAAAUGAAGGAAAUUAGUACUUUAAGCAAUCAAUAUCAUAAAUCAAUAUGUUUCAUGUUUUUAGAAAUAUUGUCUUAUUGAUAAUCUCAUUAUUUUUAAGCUUAAAACUUGAAGGAUACUUCGAUAUACAAUGGUUAUACGCUUUGUGGAUGUUUUGGAUACUUUUUGGGGUUUCUGCUUCAAUAGUGAUUUAUUACGUUUUUGUAGUUUUGGCAUUAGGAAUACAAAGAAUUUUAGAAUAAAAUAGUAGACUUAAAAAUUUAGGUUUAAGAUUUAUCUAUAUUAUUAGUUAUCAUAAAUUUCUGGAUAUUAUUCUUUAUGAUAUCAAAUACAUCUAUACUUCUUUUAAUUCCAAUAUCAAUAUUAAAUUUUCAUAAUUUAGGAAAUUAUGGAAAUAUUAUUGAAACAACAAGGAUUAUUUUAAUUAUUAACUAAGUCAUCUUAUCUUAUUUUACUGCUAGAUUUAAACCUGAAUUGGUAUUCAGUUUAUAAACUUAUCUAUCCUUAAAUGAUUCAGUAAAUCCCCUCAACACUCUACCUACUUAAUAAGGAGAGGCAUAACUCUAAUAAUUUAACAAAUAAGAUUUUGUAGAGAGUCGAGUAUCAGAACCUCAUAUGUAAAUUCCAAAAGUUGUAAAGAGAAUAUCAAAAACUUAUUUUGGAUUUGAUGAUCUUCCUUCUGAUAAAAAAUCUGAAACUUAACUCUCUGGUAAGAAACCAACCCACCAUAAAGCAUUAUCAUCAUAAAUAUAAAGAUGUUCAGAUGAUCAAAAUGACAAAAUUAAAUUAUCAUCCUUAAUUAAUAUUAAGAUAAGUGAAAGACAAAAGAGCAUAAUAGAUAUAGAAAAUAAUUCAUAAGAAAUUGAAUAAGUACUUUCUAUAAUCUAUUAUUUCUUUAAUAGGUUAAAGUGCCAAGAUCAGUAUCUUUAUCCUCUAUAAAUUCUUGUUGCAUUUGUUUCGAUAAUGAACCAAAUGCAUUAUUUAUGUAAUGUGGUCAUGGAGGAGUCUGUUAUAAUUGUGCCAUAGAUUUGUGGAAAAAUAAAGAGGAAUGUUAUUUAUGUAGAAAUGUAAAUUUUACUAAUUAUUUUAGAAAAUUGAUAGAGUCUUGUAAAUCAAAAUGAUUUAAUAAUAAAAAAAUAUUUAUCAAGUAGUUGCUGCUACUGAAUUGAAUUAGAAACUUAAAUUAGAGUAAAAAAUCUUAAUAUAGAACUAAUAAUAAUGA
Paramecium pentaurelia is the source of this 1698-nucleotide messenger RNA. Lineage: Eukaryota; Ciliophora; Oligohymenophorea; Peniculida; Parameciidae. The record is from the annotation of a GenBank genome assembly.